Molecule: messenger RNA, 420 nt
Organism: Suillus subalutaceus
Lineage: Eukaryota; Fungi; Basidiomycota; Agaricomycetes; Boletales; Suillaceae
Exons: 1
Coding region: 111-383 (90 amino acids)
Source: RefSeq, a predicted model, not a curated record
UAUACUUGGGCAGCGUGCCUCCAAAUGUGAUCUUACAUAUCAACAAGACUUUGUUCCGUUCACCUUCGGACGUUUUCUACCAUGAAUUAUAAUUGGUAAGAGAUGUCUGUAUGUCACGUUUACUGUCGUCUUUUCCUCUUCUUCUAGCGCUCGAAUGUCUCGCCAACAUCAUACUCUUGAAAGUGCGGUAUAGAGUUGUUUGUGAGCGAAGAUCAGUGCGGCGAGUCUUGAACGGCUUUUGUACGUCCCUUCAACGGUCCAGAGACGGAGAUAGGAGCAAGCCUGACACGGAAGCGCGCAGUGAGUUACAUAUCCUGGAGGGAAUUUCAAUACCGAUGCUUAACUUUUCCUUAAUCUGUAUGACAUUAUUCCCGCUACCGUAACAUUGCGUUCGGCACGUGUUAAGUGCAGCUGUACAAA